Molecule: messenger RNA, 3928 nt
Organism: Lutra lutra (Eurasian river otter)
Lineage: Eukaryota; Metazoa; Chordata; Mammalia; Carnivora; Mustelidae
Product: rho-related GTP-binding protein RhoG-like
Exons: 3
Coding region: 423-1025 (200 amino acids)
Biological process (GO): establishment or maintenance of cell polarity; actin filament organization; regulation of actin cytoskeleton organization
Cellular component (GO): cell projection; cytoplasmic vesicle; cell cortex
Molecular function (GO): protein kinase binding; GTPase activity; GTP binding
Source: RefSeq, a predicted model, not a curated record
GGGAAAGAGGAGCCUUGGGGACCUCUGCACCGGGUAACCGUCUUGGGGGUCCGCACCUGGGGGCCGGAUCCAAGUACUCCUCGUUAGUUACUCCAAGGGAUAGUCGGUCUAGAAGCCUGUAAGUCGGAGACAGUGAGGCUGGCGCUAAGACUCCACUUCCCAGGAGGCGUCGGGGCACCCAGCGGAGGCUGCGCCUGACGACGGGGGUGGGACUCGGUAGCUGCCCGGAUGUGGCGCCGAGCUCGCCGCGCCUGCCCACCCCCGCCACAGUCGCGCUGGGAGGCUCUGCCCGCUGUAGUCAACAGCGGUGGAAGACGACGGCUUUUGCUUUGCCAGAAAAAUUCACUUAUGUACCUACACAUAAUAUCGCAUACUUCAGAGGCGGCUUCUAGGACCUACUGAAGUUUAUCCUCUAGCAGUCCAUGGACUCCAUGGACUCCAAAGAAAGAAUGCAGACAAUCAAAUGUGUGGUUGUAGGAGAUGGGGCUGUAGGUAAGACCUGCCUCCUCAUCAGUUACACAACGAAUGCCUUUCCUGAGGAGUAUAUCCCCACCGUCUUUGAUAACUAUAGUGCCCAGACAUCUGUGGAUGGCCAGAUCGUCAGCCUGAACCUGUGGGACACAGCUGGCCAAGAGGAGUAUGACCGACUGCGAACGCUGUCCUACCCCCAGACCAAUAUCUUUGUCAUUUGUUUUUCCAUUGGCAACCCAUCCUCGUAUGCCAAUGUGAGGCAUAAGUGGCACCCUGAGGUCUCCCAUCAUUGCCCCAAUGUGCCUGUUCUGCUGGUAGGUACCAAGAGAGACCUGCGGGAUGACAUUGAGACAGUGAAGAAGCUGAAGGAACAGAGCCUAGUGCCCACAACUCCUCAGCAAGGCACUUCCCUGGCUAAGCAGGUGGGGGCUGUGAAGUAUCUAGAAUGUUCAGCCCUGAUGCAGUAUGGGGUGCAUGAGGUAUUUUCAGAAGCUGUCCGGGCUGUGCUUUACCCUGCCACAAAGAAGAACACCAAGAAGUGUGUCCUUUUAUAGCUUUUGGGGUGCUAUUUGGGGACUGCACCGAAGGGGGAAUAAGAGUGAUUCCUUUGAUAGCAUUGAACAAUGCCAGCAUGAGCCAUUUGUCUCUUUUCCUAGAAACCCUAGACUCCAGGUUAUCGGGCUUUUGGAGGAACAAAGACAGCCUCGUUUGUACAUGGUUGCUGUGAAAUUUGGUCUGAACCUUUUGGAGGAAGUUUGGGGGGAAAGAGGGAGAGAGAGAGAGACUGACUUUUACCUCUGAUUUAGCUUUCCUAGCUGUAUUUACCAUUGAGCAAGUGCCUCACAGAAGGACAAGUUUCUACAGUUUCGAAAGCAUUGCCUUAAACUUUCUGAUAUAGUAAUUUUGGAAAACCAUUUUAUGUGUGACACCUGGGUGUUCCCAGUGUCGACAUGUGUUCUUCCCAUUCUGGAGAUGGGACAUGUUUGCAAAAACGGUUAAGCAGCAUUUCUUGAAGUUCUGGAAGAUACUAAUCAAUGUUCCUUAACAAGGUUCUAUGGUCAAGUAAGUCAGGAACCAGUGGGGUUUUUUUAAGUGUUUAUUUAAAUUCCAGUUAGUUAACAAACUGUGAUAUUAGUUUCAGGUGUACAAUUUAGUGAUUCAGCACUUCCGUACAACACGUGGUGCUCAUCAUAAGUGUCCUUUAAUCCCCAUCACCUAUUUACUCCAGCCUUCCUCCUUUUGGUAACCAGUGAUUUAAAUAAAGCUGAACAGGUUCCUCUACCGGAGGGAUUUAUAACUUUUAGUAAGUGGGCAACAUUUCUCAAAUUUAUUUCACUGAAUUUUUUUUUUUUUUUUUUGCUUCCACGCAACACCUGUUAACCUCUCUGGAAACACAGUUUCAGAGAUGUUGGAUUAAGAGGAACUAGAAAUUCCCAAAGAGGCUGUGAAAAAAAAGUAUAAUGUGGUCCUGUUCUUUUUGUUGUUUCCCUCUUUAUGCCUUUGAGAGGAAUGUUUAUCAGCCAUGGACUUGUUACUGGCUCCUCUUCCGCCCUUAGGUGUUGGGUUUGGCACUUAGUCAUGCUAGCGCAUUGGAUGUGGGGUCUGAUGGUCAGAUCUGUUUUUAGAUUAUGAUAGCACUAUGGGCCUUGUGAUGUGGAAUUAAUCCCCCAUAAAGCUGUGUCCCUGAGGCCUCUGUGAGGCGCCUUUUUUCUGUCAGCUUCUGCUUUAGGGAAAGACCACUGAAGGUUAACCCCAUCAACCAACCAACCAACCAAAAUAUUCUGCCAGUCGUUAUCAGGGAGUUGUGUGAUUCUUCUCAGUGUCCUGCCUUGCUCUCUUCCUAUUCCUCCCUCCUCUGUACCGUGUGUGUAUGUUUGUGUGUGUUUUCAGUCCUGGUUGCCUUUUGAGGUCUUUUAGUUGCUCAAAGAAAGUUGGAGUAUAUUGGAUUUCCAGACCCUGGGGCUGUCAACAUUGGUAGGGAUUUUGCCGGAGUUGCUCAGCCUGCCCUGCGGUGGUAGGAGUCACAUUCUUUACCCUACUAAGCCUGUUUCUCCUUAUUCUUUCUAGUUGUAUUUUUUACCUUCCUCCUUUGAUAUGGAAGGAAAACUUCCUUCUCCACCUGGCAGAUAGUGGUUAACGACUCCACUGGGCACAUAUCCUCCUACCCUGUCAAAAUAAGCAGUGGAUCUUUGAGAAUUUGGGAAAUGGAGUUAAAAGAAUCACCUAGCUACUUCUGUGGCGAAUGAAGUGUCUGUGAUUUGCUCUGGGGUGGUCUCACUGUUGCUCUUUGACAAUAUAUGAUCACAUUAGAGCUCAGGUUAACUGAGCCUCCUGGACAGGGUUGCCAGGUAAAAGAGAGUAGUUUUUGUUUGUUUGUUUGUUUUUUACAAAUAAUUUUUUAGUGUAAGUAUGUACCAUACAGUAUUUGGGAAUAGAUUAAAAAAUUAUUUGCUCUUUAUCUGAAAUUCAAAUUUAAUGGGACAUCCUGUAUUUCUCUUUGCUAAAUCUGGCACCCCUAUUCUUGGAGGAUUGGAAAGCUGGAGGUCAGGCAGAUACCAAGUAUUGUUAGAAAGGAAAAGGUUACAUAAGCUCACUGUUCCUCCUCCUUUUCUUCUGGUUUUCCUUUCCCUCACCAUGGGCUAAAGUGUUCUGUUUUGCUUUUCCUGUAUCACUGCACUCUCCUCUUCAUACAGUAAUUCAUUGGUGUGUAUUUCUACACCAUCAUCUAAGGCUGUGGAGGAUCCAGGGUGGAUAGCAUUGUCUGGUAGAUGUCUUCUCAGUUUCAACGUACUGUAUCUGUUUCUGGUGUGUGACCUAGGGCCUCCUGUUGCAGGGGCUGUAGGAGCUCUGUAUGAACAGGGUGUUAACUGGAAGAGGGUGAGGGUGGCCCUCCUUAACUAAGGCCCAAUAGCACUUUGGAAAGUGGGGCUCUAUUAUCAUAGUGUGGGGACUCUAAGAGUCAACUGGCCUGUUGGCAGGUGUACCAACUGCUGUGUGUAGUCCCUGAGUUUUCUCAUGGGCGGCCAGAUGAAGCACCUAUUGCUUGAGUGUGUUCCAGUCUCAGGAUGUUUGGACUGAUGCUGCCUGAGGUCCUUACGGACUUCAUGGUUGAAAGGGGCUAGAAACACAGCUGUCACCUAUGUCUCUGGGAACUUUCCAUAGCUACUGAAAUCUUUUUAACUGACUUUUAAUUUAAUAGUGCCUCCUACUCCCGCUUUGUCUGGGAAGAUCUCAAAUGUAAGCCUGGGCUUGGUUUGGUCAAACUUGCAUCCUUUAAUGAAGGGAGGUAUGAUCCAUAAGUCUGAGAGUAUGGUUUUGUAUUGGACUGACUCGAUGGUCCUACAUACACUGACAUCUUGAUUUUUAUACUUAAAAAUAAUUUGUAUGAUGACUAACAUACUAAUAUCACUUUAAAAUUGUUCAUAAUGAAUGGCAAUAAACUUUUCUGAUUUCACUG